AAUAGCCAGGUCAGUACUCACUGAACUAAACGCCGAAGUGACGGCCCUUAAAAAGCGCUUGGAAAUACUUACGCUACGCAGACAGAUAGAAGAACUGGAGCGCCCUCCCAAUAGUAGACGACAAGGUCGCCUGGAAUUCGGCGAUAUUGAGCACGCUCUGCCUAAAUUUAAUGGCGACGACGUAGCCUAUCACGUUCGCCAUUUUCUGCGAGAUUUUGAGGAAAUAAUGGAGUCCUCAGGGGCUGACGACAAUUUUCGCUUGCUUGCCCUGCGCCGAUCCCUAACAGGCACAGCGAAGGUAUUUUUAUCGACCACGGCCGCCCUAAAUUACCAGGCGCUAAAAGCAGCGCUAUCAAGCGAAUUCGACGCGGGAAUCACAAGGCAAGAAGUGUACAAAAUGCUGUCGCAGCGACGCUGGAAGAGGAAAGAGGAGACGCUCCACUGCUACACGCUAACCAUGCAGGCCAUUGCGAAGCGCGCCAAUAUCGCCGAUACGGAGCUGAUAGACUUCAUAAUAGACGGCAUCGGGAACACUACCCCGCAUGCCCACAUCCUGAUGACGGCACGAAGCGUAGAGGAAUUAAAAACCCUUAUAAACCGGUACCAACACAAAUAUUUCGUGACCGGGGCGGUGCAGCCAUCUAACCAGCGGCAGACAACGGCGCCGAAACAAACGGACGAUUCGAAGCUGAAGUGUUUCAACUGCUCCCGGAACGGGCACAUAAAACCAAACUGCCCAUUCCCACUAAGACCGGAUGGUUCCUGCUUCAGGUGCUGGAAGAUGGGCCACGACCAUCGCUCAUGUCCAUAUCCAGCAAAGCUUCUGAAGAGACGCGAAGUAGCCACUGUCGCCGAGGAUGAAGACGACCAACCAGGUGCAAUUGGCGCUUUUAACUCUUCCGAUUAGUUUUGUAAAGGCAUCACUGGUCCCAAAACAACUAGGGAAAAAACAUAUGGUUGAUAGAGGCCCCAGUUAUAAAGGCAUCGGUGGAAGCAAAAUUAAAAUACUUUAUAAAAUGAAAUGUACAAUUGAAUUCUUGAACAAAAAAAAACGAAAUUGAAUUAAAUGUUAUUGAAGACAAAAGCAUAAAUUUGCCAGUUAUUUUGGGACGUGAUUUCCUCAAUAAGUUUAACAUUUGUCUGACUAGCGCAACAGAUAGUUCCACUAAGAAAAAAUUGCUCGAAAUAAGAAAUGUUAACGACCAUAGUUUGUAUAAGUCUGAGAAGUUUGUAACUGAUCCCAACGCACACUUCCCUAUGACGGAGUGAUCGAGGCCCAUCGAAUGAGAACGUGGCGGCAGCAACCGGAAGUGUGCGUUGAGGAUACAGAUCAGGACCCAUUAGCGAUUAGUUGAGUGAUUUUAUUCUGAUCGAGGCCGAUCUUGUGUCAGGUUUGGCCGAGUUGUAACAUUGGAUAAAACAAUUUCAUUCAGUUAAGUUUCGGAGUCGGUAAUGCAACCCUGCUCCUACUAGUUUAAGUAAAUUAUUGUAAUGCAACCCUGUAAAGAAAAUGAAUAAAGAGAAAAGGAGGAAGAUGGCGGUCACUUCCUUUUGAGCGAAAGAAUAGAGGAAACGCAUUAAUUGACUAAAAAUUCAAUCCGCGGUAAUCCGCUAGCUAAAUCCAAGGUAAAUAGCAAUUUUACAAAUGUGAAUGUUUCCCUACAACGUCGUGUGUUGUGUUUGGAAGCGGGUUUUAAAGAUAAAAAAUGAUAGUGACACUAAUUUUUAAAACAAAAAUCUGCGGUGAUUACUACAAAAGCCCGGGAACUGUUUUUGCCGUGAAAUAAGCAAACCAGUGAAAAGAGGACCGAAGGCGACUUAGUGUAUACAAACGGGCAACAACAAGGCGAUAUGCCCGACAGCGACAAGUGCAAAGGCGCAAUACGGGGAGAGACGUUGUUUCGGUGCGAAGGAGUGUGCGGAAGAGCUUAUCACUCAGAAACAAAAUGCUCGGGCAUAGACAGUUUUAAAGCAACAGUGAUUGGGACGCAUCCAAUAGUUAAAUUCAUUUGUGUGGAGUGCGUUACAUACAUACACAAUGUUGAUUUAGUUAUACGUGAUAUUCAAGAAAAUGUGCACAAAAACAACACAUACUUCAGAGAAUAUAAAAGUGAGUUUGAAGAAGCGUUAAAAACAAACCAAAUGGAAAUGAAACAACUACUGGUGGAAAUGGAAAAACGGUACAACGAAAGAAUCGAAGCUCUAAGAGCACAGUACGAAGAGUUUUCCAAAAAAGCAGUGGAGGUUACCAAGGUAAGGGAGGCAGCAGAGCAGCUAAGAAAACAAACAGAGGCGAUCGGGAAAGAGAACGUAAAAUUCUGCAACGAAAUGAGGAAAAUGGUAAAGGAAAAUAAUAACGACAUACGACAGCAAAUGUCAUAUGCAAACGCGGUAAAAUUGAACAAGCAAGCAACCAAGGAAGUACCGGAAAUAACGAAGCGAACUCCUAUUAUUGUGAAGCCAAAAACAAAACAAAAUAGUGAAACAACUAAAAUGGAUUUGAACAGCAAAAUUAACCCUGAAGAUAUCCAAUAUCAAAACUGGUAAAAAUGGAAUAAUGGUUACUGAAAGUGCAAAUGAAGUAAAGCGAGACAAAAUUAAAUCAAUA
This is a messenger RNA of Rhagoletis pomonella (apple maggot), 2608 nucleotides long. RefSeq lists its product as uncharacterized. The coding region runs from base 1852 to 2547 and encodes 231 amino acids. The record is from RefSeq and is a predicted model, not a curated record. Gene Ontology annotation, molecular function: nucleic acid binding; zinc ion binding. Lineage: Eukaryota; Metazoa; Arthropoda; Insecta; Diptera; Tephritidae. The transcript has 2 exons.